AAAUUCAAAAACUCAAAAAAUUCCGCCUUCCAAUCCAAUUUUCCACCUUAAAAUUUAAAAUCCCCUCGUUUCACUCCCAAACAAACCCUCACAAAAGCCAACCAAAAAAACCUUUUUCUCUCUCCUCCAUUUUUACGUCAAAGAUGAGAGAAAUUCUUCACAUUCAAGGUGGUCAAUGUGGAAACCAAAUCGGAGCUAAGUUUUGGGAAGUUGUAUGUGCCGAACAUGGUAUUGACUCAACGGGUCGGUACAAUGGCCAGUCGGAUCUUCAACUGGAGCGAGUUAAUGUGUACUACAAUGAAGCGAGUUGUGGGAGAUUCGUUCCUCGUGCUGUUCUUAUGGACCUUGAACCUGGUACCAUGGAUAGUGUUAGAUCUGGGCCAUAUGGACAGAUUUUCAGGCCUGAUAAUUUUGUCUUUGGACAAUCUGGAGCAGGAAAUAAUUGGGCGAAAGGUCAUUAUACUGAAGGUGCCGAACUUAUUGACUCUGUUCUUGAUGUUGUUAGGAAAGAGGCUGAAAAUUGUGAUUGUCUUCAAGGGUUUCAGGUUUGUCAUUCACUAGGAGGCGGCACCGGGUCUGGUAUGGGUACCCUUCUCAUAUCAAAGAUUCGGGAGGAGUACCCAGACCGAAUGAUGCUAACCUUCUCCGUCUUUCCAUCCCCCAAAGUGUCUGAUACCGUGGUGGAGCCUUACAAUGCAACACUCUCGGUACACCAGCUUGUGGAGAAUGCUGAUGAGUGUAUGGUGCUUGACAAUGAAGCAUUAUACGAUAUCUGCUUCAGAACACUCAAGCUAACAACUCCUAGCUUUGGAGACCUGAACCAUCUCAUUUCUGCUACAAUGAGUGGUGUUACUUGCUGCCUUCGUUUCCCCGGACAGCUUAACUCAGACCUCAGGAAGCUUGCAGUCAACCUCAUACCAUUUCCUCGUCUGCACUUCUUCAUGGUCGGGUUUGCUCCACUGACCUCUCGUGGGUCUCAGCAGUAUCGGGCCCUUACUGUUCCUGAACUCACUCAACAAAUGUGGGAUGCCAAGAACAUGAUGUGUGCUGCUGACCCUCGUCAUGGAAGAUACUUGACAGCAUCAGCCAUGUUCCGUGGCAAGAUGAGCACCAAAGAAGUUGAUGAACAAAUGAUCAAUGUCCAGAACAAGAACUCUUCCUACUUUGUGGAGUGGAUUCCAAACAAUGUGAAGUCAACUGUGUGUGAUAUUCCACCCACAGGCCUGAAGAUGGCAUCCACAUUCAUCGGAAACUCAACAUCAAUACAGGAAAUGUUCCGCCGUGUGAGCGAGCAAUUCACUGCUAUGUUCCGUAGAAAGGCCUUCUUGCAUUGGUACACUGGUGAAGGGAUGGACGAGAUGGAGUUUACUGAAGCAGAGAGCAACAUGAAUGAUCUGGUCGCCGAGUAUCAGCAAUACCAGGACGCAACUGCUGAUGAGGAGUAUGAUGAGGAGGAGGAUUACCCAGAGGAAGAAUAAACCUAAGCAUUAAAUGUGUUCAAUGUUCUUUAGGUUCAGACAGCUUGUCUACUUGUGAAAUGCUUGUGAUACAUACAAUUGUUGCUGGAUUUUUAUAUGGAAUAUGUGCAUGUGUGCUGACAUUUUAGUCAUCUACAUUUUUUAGUUUGAAAGUUUCUAAGCAUGGGACUUUUUUUCGUUUUCAAGAGAUUGCCACAUAGUUCUUUUGUA
Molecule: messenger RNA, 1688 nt
Organism: Amaranthus tricolor (Joseph's coat)
Lineage: Eukaryota; Viridiplantae; Streptophyta; Magnoliopsida; Caryophyllales; Amaranthaceae
Product: tubulin beta-8 chain
Exons: 3
Coding region: 144-1478 (444 amino acids)
Biological process (GO): mitotic cell cycle; microtubule cytoskeleton organization
Cellular component (GO): microtubule; cytoplasm
Molecular function (GO): structural constituent of cytoskeleton; GTPase activity; GTP binding
Source: RefSeq, a predicted model, not a curated record